AGUGUAGCGCCCACCGCCCAGCGCGUCGCCAGCACUGAGCAGCGCGGCAGUGAGCGAGCGGCGCGCGAAGCACACGCUAGCUAGCGAGGCGAGCGCAGUGCACAGCCGCACGACCACGCUUACGUUCGCCGAGUUGGGAAAUAUUCGCUCUAACUCAUACAAGUAUCCUCCUUAACCGACUUGUUUUAAAUUAAGCUACUUUAGUCACUAUUUAGCCACUUCAAUUUAAUCGAGAGUGUUUAUUGUCGGUAUGUGUGCAGUGACCUCGGAGUGGACACUGGAAUUGUUUGAUUGUUUGUGCGCUGCGCUCGAUGUUGGAUUGUUAGGUCGCGAGUGCGGGGAUGAAGGGAGCCAGCGGCCGGAGUUCCUGAGGGGGAAUUGAGGGUCGGGGGGAGGGCGGUACAAUGGACGACCCGGAGCGCAUCGCGCGCGACCAGCUGGCCUGCGAGCUGGCCAACAACCAGACCGAGCCGCCGCCGGGCGUGUACUGCGCGGGCACGUUCGACACGUGGCAGUGCUGGCCGCACACGCGCGCCAACACCACCGCCUUCGCGCCCUGCCCCGACUUCGUGCCCGGCUUCACGCCCACCCUGAUGGCGCACAAACUGUGCACGGAGAACGGCACCUGGUGGCAGCACCCCGCGUCCGGCAAACCCUGGUCCAACUACACCACCUGCGUGCGGCCGGAGGAUGACGUGAGCGAGAUCAUCGCCGUGUACGAGGCGGGCUACAGCGUGUCGCUGGUGGCGCUGCUGCUGUCGCUGGCCAUCCUCUUCUACUUCAAGAGCCUGCGCUGCGCGCGCAUCACGGUGCACAUGAACCUGUUCGCGUCGUUCGCGCUGAACAACGCGCUAUGGCUGGCGUGGUACGCGCUGGUGGUGCGCGCGCCCGCCACGCUGGCCGCGUCGCCCGCGUGGUGCCGCGCGCUGCACGCCGCGCUGCAGUACGCGCUGCUCACCAACUACACGUGGAUGCUGUGCGAGGGCCUGUACCUGCACACCGUGCUGGUCAGCGCCUUCGUGUCGGAGCGGCGCCUGCUGCGCGCGCUGCUGGCGGCCGGCUGGCUGCUGCCACUGCCUAGCGCCGUGGUGAGCGCGGCGCGGCGCGCGGCGGCCGGCGAGCCGCUGUGCUGGGCGGACGACGGUGCGCCGCGGCUGGAGCUGGCGCUGCUGGUGUGCGCGGCCGUGCUGCUCAACCUGGCCUUCCUGUGCAACAUCGUGCGCGUGCUGUGCACCAAGCUGCGCGCGGGCGGCGGCGCGGGCCCGGCGCGCCCGUCGGCCACGGCGCUGCACGCGCUGCGCGCCACGUGCCUGCUGGCGCCGCUGCUGGGCCUGCAGUACCUGCUGACGCCGUGUCGGCCGGCGCGCGCGGCGCGCUACUGGCUGUUGUACGAGUACGCCACGGCGCUCACCACGUCGCUGCAGGGGCUGUGCGUGGCCGUGCUGUACUGCUUCUGCAACGGCGAGGUGCUGGCGCAGCUGCGGCGGCGCUGGCGCGUGCUCACCUUCCGCCCGCGCGCCAACUCCACCACCAACACCACCGUCUCGUUCGUGCGGUCGGGCGCGGCGGGCGCGGGCGAGGAGAAGGUGUGACUGGCGGCGCGCGGCGCGGGGGCGGGCGGGGG
Messenger RNA from Maniola jurtina (meadow brown), 1624 nucleotides. It is a transcript of the gene Dh31-R, whose product is annotated as calcitonin gene-related peptide type 1 receptor-like. Gene Ontology annotation, biological process: adenylate cyclase-modulating G protein-coupled receptor signaling pathway; cell surface receptor signaling pathway. Gene Ontology annotation, molecular function: G protein-coupled peptide receptor activity. The transcript is spliced from 7 exons. The record is from RefSeq and is a predicted model, not a curated record. NCBI's taxonomy places the organism in Eukaryota, Metazoa, Arthropoda, Insecta, Lepidoptera, Nymphalidae. The coding region runs from base 405 to 1592 and encodes 395 amino acids. Gene Ontology annotation, cellular component: plasma membrane.